UGUGAUUUUGAUGAGUUUUUAGGUCCGAAGACUAUUGAUUCUCAAAUGAGGAAUCUUAUUUCGAAGUCAAGUCAUAUCAAUCCUGCUUCAGAUUGAUCGGAUUCAAUGGAAAUCCAAGAAGGAUCAUCGUCAAGUUUUAGUAAUGAGCCUUGGAUUGGGCCAAGAUGAUGAGCAGAGACAGUCUUCAUUCAAGAAGAUGAAGUUGAAUGAAAAUAGAAGAGAUAGUUAUACUCCCAGACUUGAGUGGGAUAAUAAAAUGGACAAAUAUCUUUGAACCCUAGCAGCAAGAGAAGAUAUCCAAUAUAAUUGGGUAAAGAUCGCAAAAUUAAUGACAGAAAAAUUUGAAGAUUCUCUUACUAAAUAUGCUAAAAUUAUUACAAAUUAUCAGUGCUCCAAAAGAUAUAAAUUUUUGAUCAAUAAAGGAAAGGUAAAAGGUUUUAAAGGAAAAAUCCCCCAUAAGCCAAAAGGGCACUCUAGGAAACGAAGCCAGACUAUCCAGGCGACAGACCAAACUACAAUGGUAACUACGAUGGUAACAAAUAACAUGGGCGACGUGGAGGAAGAAGCUUCGGUUCGAAACCAGUUAAAAUACUUGGCAGAUGCCUUCGGAGACUCAACAUCAAGCAAAGCUAAAUAUAAACAUAUCGUGAAUGGCUCACAAUCGAGUCAAAGUAAUGAAAUAUCAAGAAUGUUUAAAAAUGGUCCCUCUUCAGAGAAUUCUCACCAGAAUCCUUAAAUUUCGUAUCAAGAAGAUGAUGAACAGAUCCAGAUUGAAUCUUAAUGAAGCCAAAUCUGAGAUUGUCGUCAUCUUUUGUGGAAAUGGUAUGAAUAGAAGCUUAUUCAGCUCAGAAGAAGCUAUUAGCAGGCUUCUUUGACGAGGGUUAGGGCUGAGUUAAGCAUUGA
Messenger RNA from Moneuplotes crassus, 903 nucleotides. Lineage: Eukaryota; Ciliophora; Spirotrichea; Euplotida; Euplotidae. The record is from the annotation of a GenBank genome assembly.